AUGGCAUCCAAAGCCUUGUUCUCAAUCAUUCCACGUUUAAAGCGAAAGGAGGAAAGAAAGAGAUCAUUCUUGAAGAAUGGAAGCAUCUUACUAAAGGAUCUUAUUGCUUCUUGUGAUGGAAAAUCUCAUCCUAUUCGUUCUUACUCUGCUGCUGAGCUCAUCAGAGCUACUAACAACUUUGAUCCUUCUUGCAUUAUAGAUGAAUUAGUAUACUUCGACAUGUACAGGGGUAUUCUAGAUGACCGAACAGUUAUCAUUAGGAAGUACGGACGUUGGGUCGAGGUUGACGAGGCUAUUCGUGAUAUUAUCAUAUCAAUGCAGAUGAGCACCCAUAAGAAUUCCUUGAAAUUAUUAGGCUGCUGCUUAGAGUUCGAUAAACCGGCUUUGGUGUUUGAAAAUGCAGGAAAAGGAG
Messenger RNA from Prunus avium (sweet cherry), 412 nucleotides. Its product is annotated as serine/threonine-protein kinase ZRK1-like. Lineage: Eukaryota; Viridiplantae; Streptophyta; Magnoliopsida; Rosales; Rosaceae. Gene Ontology annotation, cellular component: plasma membrane. Gene Ontology annotation, biological process: cell surface receptor signaling pathway; protein phosphorylation. The record is from RefSeq and is a predicted model, not a curated record. Gene Ontology annotation, molecular function: protein serine/threonine kinase activity; ATP binding.